Gigantopelta aegis is the source of this 1149-nucleotide messenger RNA. RefSeq lists its product as uncharacterized. Lineage: Eukaryota; Metazoa; Mollusca; Gastropoda; Neomphalida; Peltospiridae. The record is from RefSeq and is a predicted model, not a curated record. The transcript is spliced from 7 exons. The coding region runs from base 184 to 891 and encodes 235 amino acids.
UUCGAUCAGUUACACCUGAAUUUUCAAGAGUUACUUUCGACUGGAUUUGUUUUUACCUUGCUGUUGGAAUAUAUUUAUUUAUUUAUUUAUUUAUUUAUUUAUUAAAGCCUGAAUACGUGAACUCUACUUUAAGACAAGACAAACCUGUAUAGCAAGCCUGUAAACGUCAGUUAAUUCAAAACAAUGAGUAACUACACAUAUGGAGACACAUCGAUCAAGCGUAGCGGCGGGACUACUUUCAUCGGCGGACUCACUGAGGUGGAGUUUGUAGUGGUUGGGACUGUGACCGCCAUAGCGUUGUUGGGGAUUGUGGCGUUAAUACUCAGAGUGACAAUGCCGAGGUUAAAACAAAAGCGAAAAGAGCGGACCAUACACAAGAAAGCAGUCGUCGAUGAGAAAAAUGGUAAUUUGGUGGCUCCCGGCACGCCUAUCUCUCAAAUGUCACGCGCGUCGUCAAGGCAAUCUACCCUUGACGACUGGACUGACAGCGCCAGUGACAACACGAAAAUGACGUACUAUUCCCAGGCCAGCCUGCCGUCAAAACACGCAGGUCUCUAUGGCAACUUCAGACUACAGGCACCAAUCACGACCGGACUCAGUGUUUCCAGUGAUCGAAUCAAUGACGAUCUGAUUUCAGUACUUUCAAAUCGAUCAACAGAUCCGUUGGAACCUCUGAACCUUGCUAGUAAUUACCGAGAAAAUUGGGAUAACCAGUUCUCUGACGUCACACUAUCCGCGUCUACUGAAGGGCUGUGCUAUAUUUCGCAUCCUUCUGAGAAUCCAGAUUUAGCCAGUGAAAGAUAUCCAACAAGAUUACAAACGCCAAGAGCAGAAUAUGGAAAUGAACAAGGCAGACAACUGCGAUACCUAGAACCAUAUACACGACUUUAAACUGAACAGUUUGUUCAAAAACUUCUUCCAGUACAGGACUUCAAGCAGACAUAACAUGGUGGGGAAAACAAAAGAGUAAAGCUGAAUUAACAACUUGACAUUUGCAAGGAGAAAUGAUUUCGAAUGGUUUUCGUGUAUUCCAAGCUUUAGAAGCUUUAGAAGCUAACUGCAAUGAAGUUCGAUCACUUUCGCCGGAAGUGUGAUGAAUCACAGGUGUGAUUCUCAACAGCAGACCUGCUAUAUCAAAGUCCGUGAUAU